GACAAUGCUGGAACCAACAAGGCGGCUUCAAGCGGCACCUCCUUGAACACGAAGAGGCUUGAUGAUGACACUGAGAACUUAGCUCAUGAACGUGUGCCUACUGAGUUGAAGAAAGCCAUCAUGCAAGCCCGAGGGGAGAAGAAGCUGACCCAGUCCCAACUCGCUCAGCUGAUCAACGAGAAGCCGCAAGUGAUUCAAGAGUAUGAGUCAGGGAAAGCAAUUCCGAAUCAGCAGAUCCUUUCUAAGCUGGAUAGGGCACUUGGACCUAAACUCCGUGGGAAGAAGUAAUGACAAAAGCUCUUUAAAGGUAAAAAAAAGAAAAGCUAAUCGUGGUUCUCUCUCCAGUUCAUAUUGGUUGUAGAAACUUUCUUUAUAUGCCUGCUUUAAUGCUUAGUAGAGAGCUCUGCAAGUGAUCUUUUAUGGUGUAAGAAAAAAAACAAAAGCUGUUUGGAACCUUUUGUCAGUAUAAAUAAAUCCCUUUGUGUUCUC
Molecule: messenger RNA, 489 nt
Organism: Brassica rapa (field mustard)
Lineage: Eukaryota; Viridiplantae; Streptophyta; Magnoliopsida; Brassicales; Brassicaceae
Product: multiprotein-bridging factor 1b-like
Cellular component (GO): nucleus
Molecular function (GO): DNA binding
Source: RefSeq, a predicted model, not a curated record